This is a messenger RNA of Hypoxylon trugodes, 1209 nucleotides long. RefSeq lists its product as uncharacterized. The transcript is spliced from 4 exons. Gene Ontology annotation, molecular function: RNA polymerase II transcription regulatory region sequence-specific DNA binding; DNA-binding transcription factor activity, RNA polymerase II-specific. Gene Ontology annotation, biological process: regulation of transcription by RNA polymerase II. NCBI's taxonomy places the organism in Eukaryota, Fungi, Ascomycota, Sordariomycetes, Xylariales, Hypoxylaceae. Gene Ontology annotation, cellular component: nucleus. The record is from RefSeq and is a predicted model, not a curated record. The coding region runs from base 1 to 1209 and encodes 402 amino acids.
AUGGCGUCUCGAGCGGGCCCCGUUAUCAAUGCACCUCCUCCCAUGCACCGAUGCGACCAGUGCAAUGCUAUCUUCGAAAGUGAGAAAAGACUUUUCUCUCACCAGGAGGAGGCUGGCCAUUUGGCUUGCGAGUUUUGCGACAAGCUCUUCCACACGAUGGAUGCAGUUUUGGACCAUCUAUCAGCUGAGCAUAGAGAGUCCCAAGACAUAGUCUGUCCUGGUUGUGAGAAGAACUUUUUCACUGCUGGAGCAUGGGUCAACCACGUCGAGUCUAACGAAUGCUCUGGAGUUUUCCCCUCGGAUUUUGCUGGCGACACGGCCGAAAUCAUGGAUUAUCUCUCCACAAGAUUGCUCAAAUCUACCGAGGUGGUUAAGCAAGAAGUAGAACUCUCUGGUCCUUCUCAUAUCACCGACACCUGGGGCGAAGACUGGGAGGAUCAGAACAAAUUCGACGUGGAGCGACAUCCCGAGAACUUCCCGAGAACUGUGAACCAGGAAUUUUAUCAGGGCAGUUCAAAGCAGCCCAACUUCCUCACGGGAAGUGGUGCUGGUAGCCUUGAACAACGCCCGGGCAACGCUUGGGCUCAGAAGAAAGAUUUGUUCCCCGAGAGCAAGGCAUCUCGUGCUGUACCACCCCCUCGAUCUAUGAUUGAGAAUUUCCGGGAACCUUCUCAAUCUGCGAAGCCUACAGGGGAACGUAUUCUUGAUCCCGACCACCCUGAUUUUAAUGUGGCGUUGUUCAUGAACCCGAUCUUGGAGACCUAUAAAUGCCCCUACAAGAGCUGUAGCUCGAAGUUCAAAUAUCCAAAGGGGUUGAUCAAUCACUUGAGAUCCCCGGCGCAUUCUGGUAAUGAAUUCCGAUGCCCAGGAUGUAGGGUCGUGUUCACAAGUGCCGCUUCGUGGGCCCAGCAUGCGGAGACAGUUAACACAUCCAGAUGUCGCGUUGCACAGACGGAGGUUUACGGCCUUGCUUUGAAUGCGAUCACCAAUGGCGCUUUGGAAGUUGAACUUCACGAAGAUAUCAUCGGUAAUAAGGCCAAGGUUAGAAUCGUUAAAGGUUGGCCUGCUUCGAGACAACUUCGAAAGCACGAUCCCGCAUCUAAGCCUGUACCCGGUUCGGAAGGAUGGGCCAAAGCCAAGCAAGUUGAGGCAUCUGAGAGAAAGUUGAAGUUCGAGCCCAAGCAAGAAACCUUUCAUGGAUCUUGGUAA